This is a messenger RNA of Moneuplotes crassus, 1110 nucleotides long. The record is from the annotation of a GenBank genome assembly. NCBI's taxonomy places the organism in Eukaryota, Ciliophora, Spirotrichea, Euplotida, Euplotidae.
UUCACUUCUGGUCUGCUUCCUAGAAAACUCAGAAUACAUGAACAGCCGUGCUUGCAGAGUAGCAGCCUGAAUGGGAGUUAGGGUUGACUAUAAAUUCGCUUUUAAGUGUAUAUUCCGAGAGAACAGUGUUAAACUUGUAUCAGCAUGAUUUUUAGUUUAUUCAGUUCUUUUUGGCUAUAUGUUUAGAAUUUGAGAAACUCCAAGUAGACACAUGGUGCCUGAUGCUCCUCCGAUGGAUAUUAGGAACAGUAUCUGGUGAGCAAUAACAUCGAUGACUACUGUGGGGUAUGGGGACGUGGUUCCUUACUCUGGAACUGGGUCAUAUAUCGGCCUUCUCUGAUCAAUAAUCGGAAUUCAGACAACUGCCUUCUUCUUGAUUUCAUAUCAGCAAUUUCUAGAGUUUGAUAAACCUCAAAAAUUCUCAUAUAAACUUCUUGGAAACAUAAGAAGGUAUGAAGAUGUUAAAAUGAAAGCAAAGAACCAUAUUGUGUCUUAUUACAAAUAUAAAAUUCGAGGGUCCAAAAGAGCAAAAGAAAUCUAUAGGCAUACCCAUUCCAACACAUGAACUUGUGUUAACAUUUGUAGAACAAAGUUUAUUGAGUAUAACAAUUACGCUAGAGAUUUCAAGCUAUUCAGGAUUGCUCGACGGAUUGAUAAAACGAUCAGAAUUCAGUCAAUCACUCCUAUGGAUCUCUUGUUCGAAUAUGUAUGUAAAGCAUAUAAAAACACUGAAUCAGUGAAAGAAAGACUAAAGAUCAUCUGGAUGUUAUGCGACCCUAAACAGUUUUCCAAACAAGCUAUUGCAGAUAUUGAUGCCAAGUUCCAUUUCAGAAAAUCACAGAUGAAUAUUGAGCCUCAAGUAUUCUGCAGUUUUUCUGAGUUCAGCUUGUUGAAAGAUAUACAUAUUAAAAAGUAUUUUCCAAAAGCAAGAUCUCAAGAAAAACUAAGCAUCAAGAAAGAUUAUUCUGAAUUAGAAGAUGCACUAAAUAUUUCCUUUGGGAAGGAAGAAUAAUACAUAGAGAUAUGCUGCGUCAUCUCUGGCUAGGACUACAAAACUCAAUGGCAAAUCUUAGCUAUAAGCUAAUUCUUAUUUAUUAUUUCUUAACGAUG